Myxocyprinus asiaticus (Chinese sucker) is the source of this 8535-nucleotide messenger RNA. It is a transcript of the gene rab11fip5a, whose product is annotated as RAB11 family interacting protein 5a (class I). The record is from RefSeq and is a predicted model, not a curated record. Gene Ontology annotation, molecular function: small GTPase binding. Bases 2626 to 5823 code for a protein of 1065 amino acids. Gene Ontology annotation, cellular component: secretory granule; phagocytic vesicle; recycling endosome. The transcript is spliced from 3 exons. NCBI's taxonomy places the organism in Eukaryota, Metazoa, Chordata, Actinopteri, Cypriniformes, Catostomidae. Gene Ontology annotation, biological process: regulated exocytosis.
UGGUUGUUGACAAGUUUAAUUAUUACAAAAACAGAUCUGAAGUUGGUCAAUUAUUUUUAGGUAUUUUUACUGUUUGGGCAAUAGUUUGAGAAACCGCUGUUAUACAAAGUAAUACUAAUAAAGUUUAGUAAUAAAAUAGAACUCAAUCAUUUUCGAGUGAUCUCUCUUGAAAAGCACCAGCUGCCACUUAUUGUGAGAAUUGUGUCAUAUCAUAAGGAGGUUGGCGAUACCCAGCCCUACUGAUCAAGUUAUCAUCCAUCCAUGAAAUGUCCCUGUAACACAUUCAAUGGAAAGGAGGAUGUGAGAACCAGCUUAACAAUAUAAAUGAUAGUUUAAUGAUAAACACACACAGGUGUCGGACAGCUGUCCGUAAUACACUCUCUGUCGCACUGCCGUCUCCGGUCGGCCUUAUCCCUCUCGGGCUUAAUCAGCCUUAUUAGAGGCUGAGUGCGCGGAAUCACGACCCGGCCCCGCCCUCCGCCCUGCCACAGUCCCAUAACAAACUAAAUCUUUAUGGCUAAUGGCCAAUUAGAUAGAUACAGAUUAAGCACUGACCUUACAUAAAAACAAUUUUCUUUUGAAAAUCACCAUUUACAAUGCGAUUUAGCUCACAACUAACUGAGUAACUGCCUUCUGGCAUGUCUUUAUCAACUUGGUGACAUCCAGUUUAAAGGAUUUCACAGAAAUGUCAUUAAAGUUCACUUAUUGGAAAAUGUCAAAUACCCCAAAUUCUUACACUGUACUUACUUGGAGCAAAAAGCAAUUCAGCUUAUGUACAAACUUAAUUAUAUGGGCAUAGAUUUCAGCCUUCAAAAGUCUGUCUUUGCUUUUUUUUUGCCUCUCACCUCACAUGAAAUGGUUGGGUGAUUGUUAUGGCCUUUUCAAGCUCGGCAACUCUGUGUUUCCCUCACUGUAGAGCCACUGUGGUCAUGCUGUGUUCAAAAUACUAUUGUACUUCAAACUGCCUACCACAAGGAAAAACUGCAUUCUAUUUUUUGAACAGCAUAUGAUACAGAGUGCAGCAAUAUGUAUUAAAUUGUAGUACUCUGAAUCGUUGUCACAUGACCCAUUAUCAUAUGCAUUCCCGGAUGUCUGCUAUUGUGCAUUGUGGGAAACUGUACAAGAGCUUGUGAGCAUUAUUACCCAGGUAUCACGUGGAAUACUUUGGGGGGGGGUCGCUGUCCUUUUCUGCAUAUCGCAGCCCCCUUCGGCAUAUCGCUGCGCUGUUUUGCAGCCCUCUUCAGCCAGUCGCGACCUGUUUGGCAUAACGCAGCGGCCUGCUUCAGCUUAUCGCCGCCCGUUCAGUCCCGUUUCGCAACUGGUCCCCCAUAGGUAUCCAACAUAGGGCACAACACCUCUUAUGUGCAUAAGUGGCGUCAGAGUGAUGCAUUUCAAUGUAACCGGAAUGCUUAAAGUUGCAGGCCGAUCCUCACUCUGCAUUCAAAAGUAUUUCACGGCAUCCAACAUUUGUUUCUUCUGUAACACUUUAUUAAAGCAAUACAUUGUCAUUCACUCCACCAUAAAGAACAUAAUCUACUAAUAUGCUGUCCUUUAAUCUGUCCACAAAACCUGUGGACUAUGCAUAAUAAUUAGAACAUUGCUUACAGCAGGCGAUUUAAAGUCCGAUAAAGAUUAAAAUUGAAAUGCAAUGAAUUUGUACACCGCCAGUGCUUUAAAUAAAUGAAAUAGAUGAAUUGAGAUGCAACUUCUCAAAGUUUACCAUGCUGAUAGUAACUACACGCAAAUGUACCAUGCACUGUCAGCACGCUUAAAUAUUCAGAAAAGUUGAAUCUUUCAGUUACUCCCUUUAAAAUUCCCACAGCUAAAAAACAUUAAACGUUCUAGUUGGUUGUUGAAAGACUAGUGGAACAUCCUGUUCCAUUUUUAGGAUGUGUACCUUUAUAUGAUGUAUGUCUGCAUGUUUAACAUCUGUCGUCUUCAGUAACCCUGCCAUCCAAAUGCUCCUAAACAGCCAAUUUAUGUCGCUUUUUCAGUGCAUAUGAGUCUGGUAGAUCAAAUUCUUCUGUUAUAUUUUGAAGUUUGUGUGUAGCUCCAGUUUAAUGUGGAAUGAAAGUUCAUGUUUUGUCUGCAAUACCUGGCCAAGCAUUACACACUCCAUACCAUAGAAACCGCUGCACUAACCAGCAAGGUACAAGCACAAGAGAUUUUAACGUUUAGGUUUACACCAAAAAAAACUUUUAUAUAAUAUAUUUUUGUCACGUGUAAAUAAAAAAUUCAACCAUAAAUUCUUAAUUCUUAAGAUUAAAUUAACCGUGACAUUUUAAUCAUGGUUAAUAUAGUGAAACCGUUUAAUCACAACAUCCCUAAAGAGAACUAUACUAGAAAGGUACACAAUUUCUGCUUAUAUACACUAUGUAUACUGUGUGACAUUAGACACUCCUGUCUGAAGGAUUUUGCAUUUUAAAUGGUGAAGGUCACUGGGCAUUGCUCUCGGCCAUUGAUGUUUCUUGCAGUUAUUAAGGGUUUAAUGGUGGCUACGGUCACUAAUGGUGUGCACUGUAUAUACCUUCCUUUCACAGCCCACUGGUAUCUCCUCAGUCAGGCUCCAGUGCCAGAACAAUCUGCCCCAUUGUACCCUUGACCUUCAAUGUCCCUUCACAGAGCAUGGCUGACAAACACAAUAAUCCCUUCAAUUCACCCCCACCCCUUUCUGACGACAAUCUCUUUCUCUCAAACAUACAGCAGAAUCCUUUCUUCCAGGAGCCUCAUACUGUUGCUCCUUUAACUCCUGCUAUGCCUUUUCUCUUUAGCUCAGACCAUUCACAGUCAUCUUCAUCUUGGGCUGGUGGUAGUACCACCCCAGAUUUGCUAAGGAUUGGAAACUUUAAAGUAUCUUCAGUGAUACACCAAAUGGAUGGCUCAAUUGAUUCUUUCAUUUCUCACUUCGAGGGACAGAUGGACAAGGAUGACUUUGAAAAUUUUGCUAAGGACAGACUGAAGUCUUCAAAGGAAACCAAGAAUUCGGUUACACCCCCUCUUCUCCUGAUGAAACCAAAUAAGCAAAAGCCCUUAGGUGAUUUGGAUGGCUUAAUGGUGUCAGAUAUAAAUGAUCUUACUGCUUCAGUGAGUCAUCUGACUGAAGAAACGUAUACCAAAACGGUCCAUAAUACACCUCAAGUUUCAGGAAGUGAACUUAAUCAUAUUUGCUCUAAUUCUAACAAGCCUGGCCUAACCAAUCCUGGGGCAUAUGGCUUCUCAGAAUUUGGUCUGAACUUAUCUGAAAUUUCCUUGCCUGAAAAUUCCAGUUUAGAGUUUUCAGAGCUGAAUGCGCUUGCAUGCUCUUAUCCUGCACUGUCAAACAGCUCCCACAAUGAAGUCAAUGCUGAUGCCAGUCACCCCAAAGAAUGUCCUACGAUGAACAUAAGCCCACAAAUUCCCAAAUCAUCUGCCUUGCAACCAGAAUCAGAAGCUCCUCUUACUGUCUCUAGUGAAUUGUCAGAGGAGGUGUCUGUGAGUCUUGAAACAUCACAAAGGCCUGAAGCAAUAGAGUUUGCAGAACAUAUUGAAUCUGUGAAAAUCCAUAAAGAUCAUAUGUCAUGCUGUAAAGACUCGGAUGACACCCUGGAACCAUCCACCUUGAUAUCUGAUUCCCUAAGCAAAGAGCUAGACCACAUAGAGCCCUGUCAUUUUCCAGAGAGUGAUGUUAUUCCAAGUAAUAUGAUAGAAUCCAUUGAAGGAUUUUUGGGAUCAAAUGCCUCACUUAUUGAAGAUGUUGGAAUAAGAGAAACAACUCUAGUUGUACCCUCUGAGCCCCACUUUCUGUCAGAACAGAGUUCCCCAGUGUUAACAGCUUUGGUUAUGCCAAUGAAGAAUGCAGAGGAUCCAGAUGAAACAAUGGACACAAUUUAUCAGAAUGAAGCAGGAGGUUGUCUCUCAGAUAGUGUGAAUACUAGAGAUAUCUGUUCUGAAAUGGAAGGCUCAGUGCCUGAGAACCUAACUGACACCACUAAAUGCUGCCUAACUGAAUUGCCACUCAGUCCAUCCAAGAAUGACUUAACGGGCAAUCUACUCUGCAGCAACAGUGGAGGGCAAGAAAUACUACAUUCUGAUGGACAGACACUCUCUCUAGGACAUCUUCAUCCCGCUGUUGGAGUUAGGGCAGGUACAGCUGAGGAAGAAUCAAUUGGAAACUCAGUAUCCUCAUCUGGAAGUGUGCUUCUCCACAGCCUUUACAGGAGUGCAGAUUCCAACCAGUACCUUACUUGCGUAUCUCAGCAGGAUUCAAUAUCCCCCUUCUUAGAGCCUGUUCAGGAAGUGAAACCCAAUCAUGAUCAGUCUGAGGAAGACACUUCAAUAUUUGGGCCCGUGCCAAAACAUGUCUCUGUCAAUAUUGCCAUGCAAAAAAAUGACACAUCUACAGAGGCCGUACUAGAAAUGGAUUGUAAGCCAAAUGAGGUCAUAGUUGAAAAUAUUAAACCUUCUCAAGAAGUUUUACCAAAAAGUGAAUCCCCUCAGGCGGAUGUUCUACCAAAUAAUAGCUUGAUUGACUUCUUGCCAGAAACACAUACCUUUACACCAAAAUCAGACCCCUUAUACGAUAAUUCAUCAAAAUCUGAAUAUAUCAUGCCAGGCCUUAUGUUAUCAAAUGAAGAAAUGCUAAAAUACAACCCUUCCGAGGACAUCCCUGAGAAGUAUGACUUACCAAGAGAAAUUAUGUCAAAAGUUGAUACCUCAGAGGAUAUAAUAGCACAACUUGAGGCUCAGCUUGCACCGUUGAAAAAUGAGACAUCUCUGAUUGAUAACUGUAAUCUAAAUAAUUCCCUUUUUGUUGAAUCUGUCUGGUCUGUAUCAGAAGUCAACUUAAAUUUACCCCAGUUAACUGAACCUAGUGUGUGUGUAUCAGAUUGUACAUUAGAACAAACCUCUAGCAUCACUCAAGACCUGGUCAUAACUGAUUUUAAGCUUGAGAGCAUCUUUGUUCCCCAGCCUACUGAAACACACCUUCUUCAAAGUCUUGUCUCAUACCCAGAGUCUGCAGAGACUCACAAGGUCACAGAGCAUCAUCCUAAACCAGCAAAUCUAAAUGGAAAUACUGAAAUCCAUAUAACUCCAACUGUUCCAUAUUCUGUGGGCCCUGACUUAUUCUCCGUUAACUGGCCCCCUUUAUCCCAGCCAUCUCCAUCAGUCCCUUCAACCUUUGACCAGCCAACAAUGGAUUCAAGGCAUGAUCUUAGCCUUAACUUCCCCUCUUCUUUGCUUGACCUUUCACCCGUAGCCUCCUCAACACCGCAUGUAGCAGUAGACACUAAUGCGCUGUCCCAGCUAUUCCAUUUCCCCUUAAUUCCCCCUACAUCAGUGGAGUCAUCACCAUGCCCAGCACUCGCUGGACCUCUACUUCCUGAGCAGCCUCUAAAUGCUACAUUGCAUAAUCCUUUUCUCCAAGAAGAAUUACAGACCACCAAUUAUCAGAGCAGUCCACACCCAGUGAAGCCAUUGACACCCCCUGAUGAGAAAAGGUCAGAGGGUCGCUCAGUACUGGAAAAGCUUAAAUCCACCAUCCACUCAGGACGAAGCCACCAUUCAGACCAGGAGGAUGAUAAAAAGGCUCUAGUAGAAGGAGGAGGCUCAUACUACCACCUGAACCACAGUGAACUGGUUAAUUUGCUGAUCCAGAGAGAUACUGAGCUCAAACAGGAGCGGGAAGAGUUUGAGAAGAGAGGGGCGAUGCUUGAGAAGGGUGAGACAGAGCUAAAGAAAAUGAAGGUUCUAAUCCGAGAUUUGGAGGAUUAUAUCGAUACAUUGCUCGUGCGCAUCAUGGAACAGACACCCACGCUUCUCCAGGUCCGCCCCAAGAUGAAAUGAUAAAUCCUGAUGAUGAAAUGCUCAGCAAAGCUUCCGCUACCCCUCCACUAACCCCACACAAGUUCUGGGCAGACGUCACAACCCUGCACUGCUACAGCAACCAUAUAAAUGUAGAGAGUUACAACUGCUGUUAGUUGAUGGGCAUUGUGGAUAUGGUGAAGAUUUGACUGUGUAACUGUGUCCAACUAUACCUGUGCCUCUAUGGGGUCUCCUGCAGGUAUGCAUUGAUAGUUGAAGGUGACUCUGCUGCUAAAUUUGAAAGUUGGUAGGAUACAUUUUGAUGUGUGUCAGUUUAUAUUCACUUUCGCCUGACAGAUCACUAAGACAGAUGACUGUCCAACUACCUACCAAAAUCAUAUGUCGAUCAAACAGAAGGCAUAACUUUGACAUGCCAGUCUUCAAUAGCUAAAGUAAAAUGUUUUAAUGCAUGAUAAACAAAAACAUUGAUUUAAUUUGAGUUUUUUCUGUCAUAUUUUAGCAUAAUGCUCAGUUGCUUGAAUGGAGAGAGUAAGUGGUAAAGUCAGAGAGUUUGAGGUACCUUAAAUGUGAGAGAGAGUGAGUGUAAGACAUUUAAGGGAUAGUUCACCCCAAAAUGAAAAUGGUUUAUGAUAGCUUUAUAAUUUUUCAGUGAACUAUCCCUUUAAUAUAGAAAGCAAGGAAAGAGAGCAGAAUCUGCUUGUGCCUCCCAACACGUCUUCUGCACUUUCCUUGAGAACUUAAGAACAGAGGCUCACACUAUAUAUGUCAGUUUCCUUCCUGUCCCUUCCCUUGCUUGUGCCAAUGCACGCACUUCGCUGCCAGUGCUUUCAGGAGUAAUGAAUGGGAUAUAUACUGUAUUCAUUGCAUAUAUGCCACUGACAAAAUGCCAAAUGCUGCCUUAUCAAACAGUAUUGUCAUCACUUUUAAUUAGAUUGCACAUCAUAUAACAACAUAAAAAAAUGCAAUGGAGUAUUUAAAGCAUAAUUUUCCCAAGACUGUUAAGUUAGUAUAGAAAUAAAUAAAUGGAUCUAGAGUCUUUAAAAUUUGAGCAGAGGGAAUAACCAUGAAAUAGAAAAUGCCAGAAAAUCUGCUCUAACGUUACAGUAUUCUCAAUACAGCAACGGCUCUGGUAUGUCAAUGUUCCUGUAAUGUUAUUCUGGUGUUCUUCUGAUGUUGCCACUAUCAGUGUUGCCACUGUCCGUGAACAAUGUAGCACUAUAUAUAGAUAUGUGAUGCAUAUGUUACAGUACUUCUUAAACCUCAAACAGAGGCAUUUACAAUGGUUUUUUCUCAACAUCUUAGGAAGUGCACAUAGUCAGAUGCGCACAUUAACUGCACAGACUAAUAAACACAGGAUAUUACCAAUGUUCUAGUGCUGCUGAACUUCUGAUAGUCCCUGCUAGGAAGCUCAACAUUUAUCAAAAAUAUAUUUCUAUGAUUAGAAGCACUUAAGGACUUGUGUGCUCUGCCUGCCAUUAGAAAUUCUGUUUGUCUAUUGAGUGAUAGGUGGUUUAAUGAAUGUUCAUUUAUUAAGGCUUAACUUAAAAGUUUACAAUUCUUCAAGAGUAUGUUACAUUUUACUCAUGAAAAUACCUAUUUAUUGUUUUUCUUAAAUGUUAUAUUUUUCUUUGUGGUCAGUUCUUUUUUGGUCACUGUUUCUUUUUGUGGUCUAAUGUUCUGAACAAUUUAUAAAAAACUUUUAUUUUUCUGGGGGGGGUGGAAUUUCCUUUAAAUGCAACCGUUUGGUAUGCUGUUUGUGUACAUCACGAUUAUGUGUGUUAUUAAGCCUAGAUUUCCCUUCCUUAAGGUCAGUACUGACACAGAAAGCAAUAGAUGUGAAGGCCAGGCUUUUGCAGAAUUUAAGAGAUUCAUACUUUUCUAGGUCUAAUCAGAUUGAAUAUGAUGUUAAAUGUAUGCUUAGGUUGCUAAUGUGUUUAACACCAGUUUAUGUAAAUAUUCACACAAAGCCUGCAGCCUAGUAAGGAGGUAUGAUCAAGUGCCCUUGGCUAAAUGUUAUCAUGGAAUGUGUCGAUGAGAAUGAUUGUAGAAGAUGAUUUGUAUGCUUUUAAUGGUGAAGUUGAUAAUCAAAACUACAUUUAAUGUAGUACAAACUCUGGAAUUUGCAAAUAAAAACAUGUUUACUCUUUACAUUUGAUUUGAUUUUUAGAGAUCUGAAAAGGUAUUAUUAUUUUAAAACAAUUGAAAAGGCUUUACUUGAAAAUUGUAAGAUAAUGCAUUAGCAUUCAGUUGAAUGUCAGAAUUCUCAUUCUUGCAGAGUGGGCUCAAUUCUUCUUUGGUUGAAGAUUUCACUGGAUUCCUGUCACAAUGAAAAUAACAAUAGCUUAAGUUAACCUUGCAUAUCCAGUAGUAUACAAGCACUGAACACAGACAUAUUCAGUGGAACCAUUUGUUUUACUGCAAAAUAUUUAAAGUGCUUCCAUGUGGUACUGUUGGAUUGUAUGUUCAGGGUGUAGUUACAUGAGUGUCCACUGGAGGUUGUGAUGUAUUCUUUUUACCUAAUGCAUCUACUGAGAGAUGUUCAAUUGACUUUUGGUGUGCUCUUAAGAAUAUCUGCAAAGAAAAGGUCUCUGUAGAUGAAAUAAACUUCAGUUAGGGAUGCAUCUCGGAAUGUCUUUAUUUGACAUUGUGAGGAUGGAUAACUACUAAGUUCUUGAGUGUUUAAAGGAAAUUGAGUAAAAAUAAACCACAAUAAAACAUUUUUUGGAAUGUUAA